Penicillium crustosum is the source of this 2535-nucleotide messenger RNA. RefSeq names its product putative actin binding protein. Gene Ontology annotation, molecular function: actin filament binding. Gene Ontology annotation, cellular component: actin filament; cortical actin cytoskeleton; site of polarized growth. Gene Ontology annotation, biological process: regulation of actin filament polymerization. The coding region runs from base 1 to 2397 and encodes 798 amino acids. The record is from RefSeq and is a predicted model, not a curated record. NCBI's taxonomy places the organism in Eukaryota, Fungi, Ascomycota, Eurotiomycetes, Eurotiales, Aspergillaceae. The transcript has 5 exons.
AUGGCUUCUCUCAAUCUCUCGUCCAAUGGCCCCUCGAUAUCGAAAAGUUAUCAGACAGUGGUGAAUGCACCACCCCCGUCUGGGAAUGGGUCUCCCACUUAUGGCCAAUGGGCUGUCUACUCGGUUUCUACCCCGCUUGUCAGUGCCUUCCAGCACGAUGGAGGCAAGGAGAGUGUCCUUAAGGUUCAGAGCACCGGAGAGGGUGAAUUGGCCGAUCUCAUCGAGGAAUUUUCCGAAGGGCGGGUGCAAUUCGCCUUUGUGAAGGUGACGGAUUCCAACACCGGUCUUCCCAAGAACGUUCUCAUUGGCUGGUGUGGAGAAGGUGUGCCGGAGCGAACAAAGGGUUACUUUACCAGCCACUUGGCUGCAGUUGCCAAGUUCCUUCAUGGAUACCAUGUGCAGAUCACAGCCCGAGCAGAUGGGGACCUGAGCCCCGAGGGCAUCGUCCAGCGGGUGGCAGAUUCCUCUGGAUCCAAGUAUUCAGCAGGCGAGGCUUCUGCCCCAACCCCAGCCCCCCGGCCUGCCGUGGCUAGCAAGCCUGCUUUCACACCGACUCGAUCUGGGGGUAUCACCCCCAGCCCAGUUACCCGCACACAGCCCACACCUUCAAGAGCUGGCCUGAACGAUGAUGGAUGGGGUGCAGAUGCCCCUCCCGUGACUCGCACGCAAUUGGAAAAGGUACAGCCGGCUUACCAGCCCACAAGAGUGAACCUGCAAGAACUCAAGGCAAACCCCACAGCGAGUCGCCAAUCUGCCGCUACCGCCUCGGAUGACUCUAGCGACGUGGUUAAAGGUGGUUACCAGCCAGUGGGUAAAGUUGAUAUCGCUGCAAUUCGGAAGCAAGCUGCCGCAUCCGGUCAGCUGAAAGAUGAGCGCCCGGCAAUUAUCAAGGGCUCUUAUGAACCCGUUGGCAAAGUUGACAUCGCUGCCAUUCGAGCUAGAGCACAGAAGCCGGAAGGCACCAGUGACAAUGUCACACCAACCACCGCCGUCAACCAACAGCCAACAACCUUGCCCGAGCGACCUGCGCCCUCUAUUGCCUCGGAGCGCUUGACCAGCCUACCUAAACCAAAGGUUGCCAACAAGUUUGGCUCUAGCCCCUCCUUCCCAGGAACAAAGCCACCCCUCCCAACUGGUCUGGGGCCUAAGCCAACCACGAGCGCACAGAUUGGAGCUGCAAGCCGGGGCAAGACACCAGCUCAAAUCUGGGCAGAGCGCAAGGCCAAGGAGCGCGGAGUGGCUUCGUCAUCCGGAAGCACCGAGCCUACCCCGACCCCCACCCCUGCCCCGAUUCAAAGCCAAACUAGUGGCCAGACCGAGUGGAAGAGCUCCUACGCGGGCAAGUCCUGGGCUCCUGUUCAAACCGCACAGGAUAAAUCACAUGUUCCCGAACAGCCUGUUGAUGCAAAGGCCAAUGAUCAACAAGAGGACCAACCGCAACCUCAUGUGAGUGACAUUCGUGACCAAUUCGCCCAUGACACGCCCGCGCCUGCACCUGCGCCCGCGCCACUUGCUCCUCCUGCUCCUCCUGUUCCACAGGCCAGUCGCCCUGUUCCUGUACCAGGACUAUCCUCCGGGCCUAUCGAGUCCGAACCUGAGAAUGACGCCCACCAGGCUCUUCCUACUCCCCCACCGCAGCCCCCUCGCUCCCCGACACCCCCCACUCCCCCGGUGCGUGAGAGCUCGCCGAUUCAAAUUGCCAUGCCGGUUGGCCGCAGCGCCGCCGACAGCGUUACGGAUGCCCACGAGGAACAGCAUUCUCCUCCCCCUGCUAUGCCUGUUCGGAGCCUCCAAGAGGUUGUUCCAGACGAAAGAGAUAUUGAGGAUGAUUCUCACGAUCUGGGCCGUGCUACGGCCGAAGAAACUGCCCCUCAGCAGCAGCAUGAGCAACCCGAAGGCGGACCGCGAGCUCUGAUCCAGUACGACUACGAGAAGGCCGAGGAUAAUGAGAUUGAAUUGCGAGAGGGAGAGUAUGUGACCGACAUUGAAAUGGUGGACCAGGAUUGGUGGGUAGGUGUCAAUGCUCAGGGUGAGCGUGGUCUCUUCCCGGCCAACUAUGUGGAGAUUGUGGAAGACAACGAACCCGCGUCACACGCAACAGCUGGUUCCCACCAUUAUGAAGCAGAGCCAGAGCCAGAGCCAGAGCCUGCUACUGCCUCCGUCCCAGCCGCACCCACCCCUGCCGCGGCUGCUGCACCGUCGGCGGCUACUCCCAGCUCCAAGGGUGUCACAGCUACAGCUUUGUAUGACUAUGAAGCCGCCGAGGAUAACGAGAUCGGAUUCCCUGAAGGCGUGAAGAUUACCAACGUGGAAUUCCCGGAUGAUGACUGGUGGCUUGGUGAGUACAAUGGCAAGCAAGGUCUAUUCCCUGCCAACUACGUUCAACUGGACGAGUGAUUGGAUCAUACAUAGAUACUCCAACUUGAGCAAUGCGACAAGGGGGACAUUCAAAUUCUAUUGAUUCGCCGAAUUAGAUCUAACUAUGUAUGUAUCCUGGAUUCUUCUCGAGUAUCAAAAUACCCAGUUCACUACCAA